Messenger RNA from Sesamum indicum (sesame), 1022 nucleotides. RefSeq lists its product as uncharacterized. Lineage: Eukaryota; Viridiplantae; Streptophyta; Magnoliopsida; Lamiales; Pedaliaceae. The record is from RefSeq and is a predicted model, not a curated record.
CAAUUUAUCCAUUCCCAUGGCUGCAAACAAACUUCUUUCUCUAGUUUUCUUUGUGGUGUUGUGUGUUGCUAUAUGUUCGGCAGCUAGGACUCUCUUGGAGGGUACUCAUGAUACCUAUUAUCCUAAUGGCUUCAGAGCCGUAAUUGGUGUGGGAAUUAAUGGUGGUGGUGGUGGUGGGGGAGGCGAGGGUGGAGGGUCUGGUGGAGCUGUUGUUGGUCAUGGCUCUGCUAGUGGAGCUGGAAGUGGUGGUGGUAGUGGUAGUGGCUCUGGGUUUGGUGGAGACCAUGGCGCUGGUGGUGGAGGUGGUGGAGGCGGCAAUGGAGGUGGAGCUGGUUAUGCUGAAGGGGGAGACCAUGGUGCUGGGUAUGGAAGUGGUAGUGGGGAAGGACAUGGCGCGGGUUAUGGUGGAGGUGGUGGUGCAAAUGGUGGUGGCGGAGGAGGUGGAGGUGGAGGUGGAGGUGGAGGCGGUGGUUCUGCUGCGGGAGGAGGACAUGCUGGUGGAUAUGGAGGAGGUGAAGGAGGAGGCAGUGGAGGUGGCUUUGGUGGUAGUAAUGGAGGAUAUGGUGGUGGAGGAGGUCACGGCGGUGGAGGUGGGGGUGGAUCCGCUGGAGGAUCGGAAGGCGCUGGAUACGGUAGUGGUGGAGGCGCCGGUGGUGGUGCAGGGGGGGGUCAUGGUGGAUCUGGAGGAGCUUAUGGGGGAGGAGAAGGAGGAGGGGGUGGUGGCGGAGGUGGAGCAGCGGGCGGUGGGCAUGGUGAAGGGUACGGCGCGGGGGAAGGCGGUGGUCACGGCGGAUACGCACCGUAGAAGUACUAGUGCUUGCCAACAAGAAAAUGGAUAAUCCACAUAAUUGAUAUAUAUAAAAAUGGUAGUACUAAGAAUAAUAUAAAGUAAAAGUGAAGAAUGUUUGAGUUAAAAGAGGUAGUACAUGCAAAUGCAAAUAUGCAAUAUGAAAGUGCAAGUGUAUCAGAUCACUCAUCUGCUCUCAAUCAUACCAACAUUUGCUUAUUUCUCAUCCUAUUAA